Ostreobium quekettii is the source of this 396-nucleotide messenger RNA. The record is from the annotation of a GenBank genome assembly. Lineage: Eukaryota; Viridiplantae; Chlorophyta; Ulvophyceae; Bryopsidales; Ostreobiaceae.
AUGCAGACUUACACACAAAAGAUCACUUUCACUAACAGCCUUGGGGCUGUGGUUGAUGCGACAAUUCGGCCUGGCAGCCCUGAACGGUAUGAAGUGACCCCUAGUGAAUUGAGUCUGAAGCCAGGCGAUAGCGUGGAGGUAACAGUCAAGCUCAGAAUUCUGAAAUUUGCCCAGAAGAGCAAGGCAUCUGAGCAGGGACAGAGAGACAUAUUUCACAUCAAGUCCAAAUACUUUGAGCAAAAGUACUAUGCUACAUUCUUUCUUCAUCCUGAUGAGACGAAGGCUGGGCAAGGAACAAGCCAGGGUGUCAGUGCUGCAAAAUCUGGCGUUCGUCACAUGCACACCAAACCUGCCGAUGAAGAAGCGUCACCAAGAAAGGGAAGAGGCUCCAUGUAA